CCCAUCCUGAUUUCCCCCUCCACACACAAAAUUUAGAACAAGGAGAAAAAUCCAGCCCCGAACUAACAAACAGGAAGGUAUCCCGCCAUCACGUCAAAAUGGCUACCACCCAGGCAGUUCAGGUGUUCGGCAAGAAGAAGAAUGCCACAGCCGUCGCUCGCUGUGUGCAGGGCAAGGGCCUGAUCAAGGUCAACGGCAAGCCGCUCAAGCUGUUCGCCCCCGAGAUCCUGCGGGCGAAGCUCUACGAGCCCAUCCUUCUCCUCGGGACCGACAAGUUCGCCGACGUCGACAUCCGCAUCCGGGUCGCUGGUGGUGGUCACACUUCCCAGGUCUACGCGACGCGCCAGGCUAUUGCCAAGGCCAUUGUCGCUUACUACGCCAAGUACAUCGACGAGCACUCCAAGAACCUCCUCAAGACCGCUCUCAUUCAGUUCGACCGCAGCCUUCUCGUCGCCGACCCCAGGCGUUGCGAGCCCAAGAAGUUCGGUGGAAGGGGUGCCCGUGCGAGGUUCCAGAAGUCCUACCGUUGAUCGGUUUUUGGGUCAUGUUGGGAAGCGGGGACUUGCGUGGACACGGACGGCGUUCGGCAUUGCAUUCAUCAGCUACGAGUCGAUAUUGGCCUCCGACGAUGGCCUGCUGAGGUGCACAAUACAGGCGCCUUGGGAGAUAGGAAUAAGACUCGAGUCGACCUGGCACCCAUCCGAUACUGUUGGCGGGUUCAUACGUGGAGCAUGUGAGACCUGGAUGGGUGUUUGAGUGGCGGAAUAUGAGAAUCGUGGAAGCAAUAGAGCAGCUCGAAUGCCCCCGGCUUGUCCGCGCCUGGGUGGGAAUGCGAUCGGUGUUUCCUUGUGUCCCGGGUGCCGAACCAAGAACAGUGCCGAUGAAGGAUGGACAAGACUGUGUGAUGCUUGGGAAGUGGUUGGACAUUCUGACGGAGUGUGCAGUUUCGUUACCGACGAACGAACGAAGUUUUGGACGAGAAUCACGAAACGGACCCCUAUGGGUGAUUAUUAUCACUGGACCUCCACCACGAUCGCACCCGCUCCCGCUACCACACCCCAAGUGGCAGUAUUAACAGAUCACGGUUCUCUUAGCGAAAGGUUAUUUUCAGCCAUGCCAUGACUUUACAGGAGCCAACCUGGAGACAUAUAGGUCGUGUCGGCGUUGCGUACGUCACCUGGCCACGGCAGAAAUCAGGAAGCGUGGACGGUUUUGAGUGUCAGAAAUGCGGCAUGACAU
Molecule: messenger RNA, 1239 nt
Organism: Thermothelomyces thermophilus ATCC 42464
Lineage: Eukaryota; Fungi; Ascomycota; Sordariomycetes; Sordariales; Chaetomiaceae
Exons: 4
Coding region: 99-530 (143 amino acids)
Biological process (GO): translation; maturation of SSU-rRNA from tricistronic rRNA transcript (SSU-rRNA, 5.8S rRNA, LSU-rRNA)
Cellular component (GO): ribosome; cytosolic small ribosomal subunit
Molecular function (GO): structural constituent of ribosome; RNA binding
Source: RefSeq, a predicted model, not a curated record